Molecule: messenger RNA, 333 nt
Organism: Cajanus cajan (pigeon pea)
Lineage: Eukaryota; Viridiplantae; Streptophyta; Magnoliopsida; Fabales; Fabaceae
Product: ethylene-responsive transcription factor 4
Biological process (GO): regulation of DNA-templated transcription
Molecular function (GO): DNA binding; DNA-binding transcription factor activity
Source: RefSeq, a predicted model, not a curated record
AUGGCCCCAAGUGAGAGCAAGAAGGUUCAUGUGGAGAAAGUGCCUUAUCGAGGAGUGAGGAGAAGACAAUGGGGGAAGUAUGUGGCUGAGAUUAGAGACCCCUUCAAGAAAAAGUGUGUGUGGCUCGGAACCUUUAACUCUGCCAUAGAUGCUGCCAAAGCAUACGAUGUUGCCGCCAUUCAGAUUCGUGGACCUGACAAGGCCAAAACAAACUUCCCAAUCCCUCCCUCGCACCUUCUCACCUGCUCAACAACUCAUCACCAAACCCACUCUAAACAAACACUUAUACUUGAUUUGGAUCUUAACCAAUAUCCUGCCCAAGAAAUUCCUUGA